Molecule: messenger RNA, 1044 nt
Organism: Macrosiphum euphorbiae (potato aphid)
Lineage: Eukaryota; Metazoa; Arthropoda; Insecta; Hemiptera; Aphididae
Source: the annotation of a GenBank genome assembly
AUGGAGCAGUGGAGUGUCGUUCACCGUGUGUUCGCGUACGACUCAUUUGUCAAAAACAACGAAUCGGUAGUGAAAGUACAGCGUGCAUUCAGAAUUAAUUUUAACAUUGGCCGUCACGGUGCGGUUCCCGAUCGGCAAACAAUUAUGAGAUGGGUCACUGCUUUUCGAACAACGGGAAUAAUUACAAAAAAAAAGCCACCUGGCCCCGUACGUACUGUAACAACUCCCGAAAAUACGGAAAGGGUAAGAGCCGCUGUUCUCCAAAGUCCACGACGCUCGGUGCGCAAACAAGCUCAGGCUUUACAAAUUAAUCGUUCUUCCGUUCGACGCAUCGUCAAGCGUGAGUUGAACUUCCAUCCUUAUAAGUUGACAAUUGUUCAACAGUUGAAACCCACUGAUUAUCACCAACGUUCAGAAUUUGCAUUAGAGAUGCUCUCGUUAUUUGAGGUGAAUGACGAUAUACUGUUAUUUAUGAGUGAUGAAGCGCAUUUUCACCUCGACGGUUUUGUAAAUAAGCAAAAUUGCCGUUAUUAUGCUGCAGAAAACCCUCAAAGCCUCCACGAACGACCGUUGCACAGCCCUAAAGUGACUGUUUGGUGUGCACUUUCAAAAAAAUUAAUCAUUGGUCCUUACUUUUUUGAGGAACAAGGAAACACGGUGACUGUCAAUAGUGUCCCCCCUACAUUGAAAUGCUUAGUAACUUUUUUAAAUCAGAGUUGCGUAAAAGAAGACGAAUUAUCAACCCGUCAAAUAUCUGGUUUCAACAAGAUGAAGCACCUCAUUUCACGUUUUGGAGAUAUGCAUUGGCCUCCUAGGUUACCUGACUUGACGGUGUGCGAUUUUUUCCUUUGGGGUUAUCUAAAGUCACGUGUUUACGAGUCAAAACCACGUACACUAGACGAACUUAAGGAUGCAAUAAAAACGGAAAUUGCAUUAAUAGACGAAAACUUGCUUCAACGCGUUCACUUAAAUUUGUUGGACCAACUUUCUUCGUGCUACGAACAAGAUGGACGUCAUAUGCUCGAUGUUCUUUUCAAAACUUAA